AUGUUUCUGAGAACUUCCGCAACUUUGAAUGGAAAAUCCGUAACUUUGAAUGGUAGAACAUCAUUCAGACUCGUUUCCAGAUUAUACUUCGCUAUGACAUUGAUGGCAAUUGUUCAAAUUGUUAUCUUCUUCUAUGUUAACUUCGGUAACCCACAGUACUACAUUAUCUACUUGCUUGCAGCCCUUACAUCAGCAGCUCAAUCAGUCUUAUUCGGCUCUUCAAUGGGCUUUGCUGGUCUUUUUGGUGAUAAGACAUCAGCUUUAGCUAACACAGGUGUUGCUCUUGGUGGUUUAAUCACAUCUCUUCUUUGGGUUGUUGCCAAGGCCGCAUUUCCAAACAGUGUUAAGAACCAGGGUGUCUUUUACUUGUUCUUCUCAUGCUUCGUUACAGUUAAAACAGCUCUUACUUUCCACUUCUUCAGCAGAACAGAAGCUGCUCAGAAGAAACUCAAACUCGCUCAGACAUCCAACGACUUCAUGUACAGAGUCAGAAGAAUCAAGGGUGUUUUCCUCAAGAUUUGGCCAUUCGUUAUCGAGGGCUGGCUCCACUUCGCUAUUACACUUACAUUCUACCCAGGUUACAUGUUCUUAGCUGGCAACCAACACUUCAAGGAAUUCGGUUGGUUCACAACUGUUAUGAUUCUCUGCUACAACAUUGGUGACUUUGUUGGAAGAUUCAUGACAAGAUUCUUCUCAUGGCCAAAGCCAAAGUAUCUCUGGAUCCCACACGCUUUGAGACUUCUUUUCAUCCCACUCAUCGUUGUUUCUGUGGAAGUUCCAAAGCUCAGAAGCGAUAUCUUGAUGUGCAUCAUGGCCUUCCUUCUUUCUGUUACAACAGGUUACUUCGGCGGCCUUUGCAUCGUAUACACAGCUACAAGUGAGAAACUUGCAACUGAAGAAAUCGAUCUUGGCGUUUUCACAACUGUUCUUGCUACAAACCUCGGUGUUUUCAAAGGCGUCUGGCUUACAUUCUUGUCCAACAACCUCCACGAGAAGUACAGCGCUCCAUAA
Molecule: messenger RNA, 1011 nt
Organism: Trichomonas vaginalis G3
Lineage: Eukaryota; Parabasalia; Trichomonadida; Trichomonadidae
Product: nucleoside transmembrane transporter protein
Exons: 1
Coding region: 1-1011 (336 amino acids)
Biological process (GO): nucleoside transmembrane transport
Cellular component (GO): plasma membrane
Molecular function (GO): nucleoside transmembrane transporter activity
Source: RefSeq, a predicted model, not a curated record